AUGGGGGUGUUCACCAGUUCACUCCUGCGAGUGGCUGCGUCGGGUCAGGUACUUGCUGCUGCGUCCCGGUCAGGUCCUGAGUCUGCCCCCUGUUCUUGUCGCCUCCUGUCUCACGAGACUCUCCUGUGGCACCACCGUCUUGGCCACCCCUCCUUGCCCCGUCUUCGGAGCAUGGCUUUCCGUGUCCUUGUCUCUGGUCUUCCCCAGUCUCUCCCUCCUCUCCCCUCCGGGCCAGGACCUUCCUGUGUCCCCUGUGUCGAGGGUCGCCUCCGGGCUACUCCUCACUCCUCCCACUUCCCCCCGACAGAGGCUCCCCUGCAGACGCUUCACAUGGAUGUGUGGGGCCCAGCCCCCGUCCGUGGGCAGGGUUACGAGCGCUACUUCCUGUUGGUGGUUGACGACUACUCGCGUUACACCACAGUCCUCCCCUUGCGCAGCAAGGGUGCGGUCACUGAGGUGCUGAUCGACUGGAUCCGCGAGGCUCGUCUCCAGCUCAAGAAGAGCUUCGGCUCGGACUUUCCUAUUCUGCGUCUGCACUCUGACAGAGGCGCAGAGUUCUCUUCUCGCCUUCUGCGAGACUACUGUCGUGCACGGGGGAUCCGCCAGACCUUCACGCUUCCGGACUCACCACAGCAAAAUGGGAUUGCUGAGCGCCGCAUUGGCAUGGUCAUGGAUGUCGCUCGUACGUCCAUGAUGCAUGCGGCUGCCCCCCAUUUUCUGUGGCCGUUUGCGGUAAGGUACGCGGCGCAUCAGCUCAACCUUCACCCCCGGGUCUCUCGGCCUGCGAUGUCCCCAGUCUUGCUGUGGACGGGGAAGGUUGGCGAUGCGUCUGUGUUCCGUGUCUGGGGAUCUCGGGCGUUUGUCCGCGACUUGUCUGCGGACAAGCUGUCCCCUCGUGCUGCUCCCUGUGUCUUCCUUGGCUUCCCCACUGACGCCCCAGGGUGGCAGUUUUACCACCCCUCCUCUCGUCGUGUUCUGUCCUCCCAGGACGUCACGUUCGACGAGUCAGUCCCCUUCUACCGUCUCUUCCCCUACCGCACUCCUUCCCUCCCCCCUCCCCCGGACUUCCUUGUGCCGGUUCCCCCCCCGGUAGACCCCCUCCCCCCUCAGGUUCCUGCCCCCUCAGGUGUGUCCCAGGUAGACGCCGUUGACCCGGUCGAGGUUACUGGUGACUCUGGUGCUGCUGCGGGUGCUGAGCCUGGGGGUGCUGACUCUGGGGGUACUGUGCGCGGGGGUGCUGAGCCUGGGGGUGCUACUGCUGGGGGUGCUAGGCCUGAGGGUGCUACUGCGGUGGGUGCGGAGCCUGGGGGUGCUGAGCCAGGGGGUGCUGUGCCUGGAGGUGCUGGGUCUGGGGGUGCUGGGUCGGGAGCUGCUGAGCCUGGGGGUGCUGAGCUGGGAGCUGCUGAGCCUGGGGGUGCUGCGUCUGGAGCUGCUGAGCCUGGGGUUUCUCCUGCUGCUGCGUCUCGCCGGGAGCCCCUCUAUCCACAGGAGCUGCGCGAGUGGUUCGCUCGCCGCUGGAGGCGUGCUGCUGAGUCUGGAGGUGCUGCUGGAGCUGGAGCUGGAGCUUCUUCGACCGUCGAGGGUGCGGGUGCUGCCGGUCCCGGAGCUGCUGGACCUGCGGGUCCUCCUGGAGCUAGAGCUGCUGAGGGCGUUCGUGCUGAGCCUGCUGCUGUUGGUCCUGCCGCUGGAGGUGUGGGUGGCGCUGGUGCUGUCGCUGAGGGUGCUGGUGCUGUCCCUGCUGAGUCUGGAGCUGCCGCGCGGCCUCGGCCGUACUUCGUUCCGCUCCUGCAGCAGGUUCUUGGUCUUUCUCCUCCAGUAGAGGGUCCACCGCCUGUCCAGUCGCAGUCCCUGCUGGAGCCUUCCUCUCCACUGCCUGCUCCCUCUCCUUACACUGGUCCUACUGGAGGUCUUGCUGAGCGUCGUGAGCCUGCGUCUCGUCCCGCGUCGCCUGUUCGUGCUGCUCGCGCUAGUGGUCGCGGUUCGCGUCAGCGUCCUCCUCCUGUCCCUGGCACGCACCGGAUGUCUUUGCGUCCGUCCACUGCUCCUCUGCGUGCCCCUUUGCCUUCUCCUCCUGAGUCCUCUCUUCCUGCGCUUGCCGACCGUGAGUCGGACUCUCUUCGCGCUGCGAGUCCUACUGUCACGCGUCUGCUUGCUACUGUCGUCACUGACCCCUCUUUUGAGUCCACUGCUGCGUCUGCUCUUGUCGCCGAGCUCGUUGACUUUGCUGCUCGCUAUCGUCUCGACUAUGCUGCUAGUCUUGUUGCUGAGUCUGCAUCUGUCUGUCUACCGUCCGUCGGGGGUGAGUGUGCUCUUGGCACGGACGUCCUAGAGGACAGGCAAGAGGAGUUACAGUGUCUAGCGGCUGCUUCACCUCAUCUCGCGUCUGUACUGCUUGCCCCUGAGGGAGACCCGGAUGCACUAGACAUCCCGACUCCGCGUUCUUACGCGGAGGCCGUAGAGGGUCCCUACUCCUCUCAGUGGCAGGCAGCUAUGGAUGCAGAGAUGGCUUCCUGGAAGUCCACAGGCACCUACGUUGACGCGGUUCCCCCUCCUGGGGCGAACAUCGUCAGUGGCAUGUGGAUCUUCAGGGUGAAGCGGCCGCCGUACUCUCCACCUGUCUUCAAGGCACGGUACGUUGCUCGUGGCUUCAGUCAGCGGCAGGGAGUUGACUACUUUCAGACCUUCUCUCCCACCCCGAAGAUGACUACUCUUCGGGUGCUGCUGCACAUAGCCGCUCAGCGCGACUACGAGCUUCACUCUCUCGACUUCAGCACUGCGUUCUUGCACGGUAGCCUGCACGAGGAGAUCUGGCUUCGCCGUCCACCUGGCUUCACUGGGACUUUCCCUCCUGGCACCCAGUGGAGCCUCCGACGGCCAGUCUACGGUCUCCGCCAGGCACCGCGUGAGUGGCACGACACACUGAGGACUACGCUUGCGGCUCUUGGGUUUGCUCCUUCUACUGCUGACCCGUCGCUGUUUCUUCGCACCGACACUUCCCUGCCGCCGUUCUACAUCCUCGUGUACGUCGACGACUUGGUCUUUGCCACAGCGGACACUGCUGGACUCGCCUACGUGAAGUCCGAACUGCUGAAGAGACAUACGUGCACAGACCUGGGUGAACUGCGCAGCUACCUUGGCUUGCAGAUCACUCGGGACAGAGCACGCCGCACCAUUACCUUGACUCAGUCACACAUGGUGCAGCAGGUCCUUCAGCGCUUCGGCUUCACGUACUCCUCGCCUCAGGCCACUCCUCUGCCUACUCGCCACUCACUCUCAGCUCUGCCUUCGGAUGAGUCCGUAGAGUCGAGUGGUCCGUAUGCAGAGCUUGUUGGCUGCCUCAUGUACCUGAUGACCUGCACACGACCUGACCUUGCAUACCCUCUGAGCAUUCUUGCACGCUAUGUUGCUCCUGGGAGACACAGACCGGAGCACAUGGCUGCAGCGAAGAGGGUAUUGCGCUACCUGUGCAGUACGUCGGGCAUGGGGCUAGUGCUUGGAGGGCGGAGUCCAGUGGUCCUUACCGGCCACGCGGACGCUUCUUGGGCUGACGACCAGGCUACGCAGCGGUCGUCACAGGGUUACACCUUCAGCCUUGGUUUCGGCUCUGUCUCGCGGCGGUCUACCCGCUCGUCUUCGGUUCUCGGCUCCAGUUGUGAGGCUGAGAUCUACGCCGGGGCCAUGGCUACACAGGAGCUUCGCUGGCUCACCUACCUGCUGACUGACCUUGGAGAGCCGCCUCGUUCUCCUCCAGUGCUGUACGUAGACAACAAGGCUAUGCUGGCCUUGUGUCGAGAGCAGCGCUUGGAGCACAGAACGAAGCACAUUGCUCUCCGCUACUUCCUUGCUCGUGAGCUGCAGCAGCGUGGUCAGUUGCGACUUGCGUACGUGGCCUCUGAGGCCAACACUGCUGAUGUGUUCACCAAGGCACUCGCGCCUUGUGACCAUCAGCGCUUUUGCACCCAGCUCGGUCUUGUGCCUGUCUUGCCUCACUUGCUCUCCUCUUGA
This is a messenger RNA of Closterium sp. NIES-65, 4005 nucleotides long. NCBI's taxonomy places the organism in Eukaryota, Viridiplantae, Streptophyta, Zygnematophyceae, Desmidiales, Closteriaceae. The record is from the annotation of a GenBank genome assembly.